Drosophila bipectinata is the source of this 1144-nucleotide messenger RNA. It is a transcript of the gene arg, whose product is annotated as arginase. Lineage: Eukaryota; Metazoa; Arthropoda; Insecta; Diptera; Drosophilidae. Gene Ontology annotation, cellular component: nucleus; cytoplasm; cytosol. The record is from RefSeq and is a predicted model, not a curated record. Gene Ontology annotation, molecular function: arginase activity; manganese ion binding.
UUGCCAGUUGGCUCCUCACUCAGUAGCUCAUCUUCCAGCGUUGCGUACAAAUCGAAAAUGUGGUGGAGCCGUAAGUUAGCCUCGAGAUGUCUCCGCCUCCAUAGGGCCAAGAGCACCAAAUCCCCAGCAUCGACUGGAGCAGGGGGAGGCCUGGAACCGGAGCAGACUCUGGGCAUUAUUGGUGUGCCCUUUGCCAAAGGUCAGGGCAAACAGGGUGUGGAACUGGCUCCGGACCUCCUUCGGCAAAGUAGCCUCCGGCAGGUACUACAGAGUAGUCAUGAUGGCCUGGUUAUACGAGACUAUGGAAACCUGCAGUACUCCGUGGACGAGUCGUUGCUGCAACAACAGCGUGUCCACUAUCACCACAUCCGGAACUAUGCCGACUUCAUGGCCUGCAAUCGGGCGCUGAUCGAACAGGUGAAACAGAUGCUCAAGGAGAACUCCCAGUUCCUGGCCAUUGGCGGUGAUCAUGCCAUCGGUUUUGGUUCGGUGGCUGGACAUUUGCAGCAUACGCCGGAUUUAUCGCUGGUGUGGAUCGAUGCACAUGCGGACAUCAAUCUGCAUAGCACCUCGCAGUCGGGCAACAUCCAUGGCAUGCCCGUGUCCUUUCUAUUGGAGCAGCUGCGCACCACAUGGCAGCAUGCCGGCCUCCAGGACAUAGCUCCCAACUGUUUGCCCAAGGAUCAGUUAGUCUACAUCGGCCUGAGGGACAUUGACCCCUACGAGGCGUUUAUAUUGAAUAAAGUUGGAAUACGCUACUUUGCCAUGGAUACCAUCGAUCGUGUGGGAGUGCCCAAAAUCAUUGAGAUGACUCUGGAUGCCCUCAAUCCGCAGAACAAGAUCCACGUCAGCUUCGACAUCGAUGCCCUGGACAGUAAUGUGGCGCCCAGCACCGGCACUGCUGUCCGGGGUGGCCUAACGCUGCGCGAAGGCAUCAGCAUUGUGGAAGCACUUCGGGACACCAAGCGGGUCCAGGGCGUGGACCUGGUAGAGAUCAAUCCGAAGCUGGGCAGCGAGCGGGAUGUACGCACCACCGUAGAAUCCGGCCUGGAGAUCCUCAAGAGCAUGUUCGGCUACCGAAGAUCCGGCAAUUGGAGCAACAUCGACACUGGCAUUCUGGGUAGCGAUUAAAAACGAUGGAAUA